Messenger RNA from Symbiodinium necroappetens, 375 nucleotides. Lineage: Eukaryota; Dinophyceae; Suessiales; Symbiodiniaceae. The record is from the annotation of a GenBank genome assembly.
AUGUGGGGCUUGUUUCCGCUUCGUGGCAGCUUCUGGCAUCUCGUGAAGCUCGGGGUGGAGGGCUUGAGGCGUCGACAGUACUUGGCUCCCAAAUGGCCCGAGUUCCUUCUGGACAAAGACUGCCUCCAGGUCUUCCGGCGGAGCUCUGGGCUGUCGGACCCCUUCGUCAUCCCACAGGCCCAGGCUGCGCGAGUUCUCCUCUUCUCGGGCAACUGCACGUCGGCCGCCUGGGAGCGGCUCAGCGAACCUCUCCUUGGAGGCGCUGCUCAAGAGGUGGCAGCUCUUUGCAUCCCAGACUUCACGGUCGAACCGGCCCUCCUGCUGGUGAACACGGAGGACCUCACCAUCAAGAAGCUCAGCUUCGAAGUCGCCUAG